AAUACUUAAGUGAGGAUAGCGAGUACGUAACUGGUAUUGUAGGAGUGUGCAGCUCCUCUGAACUCGAGAAACCGCCAAAGCCCAAAAAGAGUGUGUUUAAACACCUCAGCUGCCUGUUUUCAAAGAGAGGUGUUAAAAUACACAACACUCAAACUAAAAGCUCUGAGCAGCGAGCAUCCCUUCAGAAUGAGGAUUCAGACGACAGCAUUACCGCAGCCAACAUUUUAUCCGAUUCCAGCCACUUGGAAAUGGAAGAGCCGAACACUUCGCAAAAAGCGCCGGAAAAGUCAUUAAAAUCCGUGGAUACUGCCUCCUGUGGAGGUUUAUCCAACAGUGGUGCACCAGCAAAAUCAAAUUAUGACAAAGCCAAGUCUGGUAGGCGUGCGGGUUUGGGCAGCUGCUGGUGUGCAACACGUCGGAGGGACAACCACCAGAAUGAGAAAAGCUGCCUCAUCCGAGUCCGAUUAGAGGAGGACAGAGCACAACAAUUCAAAAUGAUUUUGGUGACUAAUCAAGAUCGUGUAUCUGAAGUUCUCAACAAAGCUAUGACCGCGCUCAAAUUUGAACCCGAGCAUCCUCAGGAAUUUGAUCUAGUACAGAUCAUUGAAUCAAAUAAAGCCUCAUAUCUGGCCUAA
Stegostoma tigrinum is the source of this 635-nucleotide messenger RNA. RefSeq names its product ral guanine nucleotide dissociation stimulator-like. The coding region runs from base 249 to 635 and encodes 128 amino acids. Gene Ontology annotation, biological process: signal transduction. The transcript has 6 exons. NCBI's taxonomy places the organism in Eukaryota, Metazoa, Chordata, Chondrichthyes, Orectolobiformes, Stegostomatidae. The record is from RefSeq and is a predicted model, not a curated record.